Messenger RNA from Mesorhabditis spiculigera, 1374 nucleotides. Lineage: Eukaryota; Metazoa; Nematoda; Chromadorea; Rhabditida; Rhabditidae. The record is from the annotation of a GenBank genome assembly.
AUGAAAAAAGGCGACACUACACCGAUGCCGAUUCCCGGAAAUUCUCGGUUUCUUGGGGCUCUAGCAGCCCAACUUCUUGGAAACUCUGGGAAUGGUGGUGCUAGAGGGACAUUACCAUGGUUAACGACUGGAGAUGAGAACGAUGCUUUUUACUCCGAUGACUACAAUGGGGAGCAAUAUGAUGGAAAUUGCAAACGUCUUGAUGAAAAGAUUGCCGCAAUUGACAACCAGUACAGUCAGACGCCAAGCACUGAGGGCCUGGGGAAAGUUAGGCGCUGCAGCUCCAAAUCCAAUCUGCCGACAGACCAAGCUCAAGCCCGGUUUGACCGACGACAGCACGAAAACGAAAAGACAAUUCGUGAAGCGUUUGAGAAUCGAAGUCUUCUCCACGUGCCAAUGCCACCGCGUUUUAAUUUCACGGGCGCAAUCAUGGAUAACAACGGGCACCAAGGCCUGAUGCACACCCUACUUCGUCAUAAUCCUGAAUGGGAAGCAGUGAUCCCGGAGUAUAGCGCUUACUACAAGCGGCUUAGCGAGAAGACGAAAAACUACAUCCGCGAAAUCUACCAACUACCCGGUUAUAAGAUGACGCAGGCGAGGGAGCUCACCGAUAUAUUCUCAGCCAACGUUCUGGCGUCGAUCAGUGAGAAUGAGGGGAAAAUACUCCAAAAGCAGCAAAGUCUCAUCUACGAUUAUUUGCGUAAAAACAUCACGGCUUCAAGCUACAGUGGCGAAGGUGCGAGUGAUACGGCUUUUAUCCGGAUCUACUUCAUGGUGCGCACGACUCGCGCAGGAAAUCGUCAAAGAAAUAUUGUGAUGAAGAAGGGCAAGGGGGAGCACAUUGCCAACUCAUAUUCCCGAUGGGGACUUUUUGGCGUUGUGGCGGAGAUCCGAUUUCAGCUGGUGCUUCUUAUCUUGGCAGGGCUCUACAAGACUACCGAGAGAACUAGAAACUCUAUUCGUGAGAUCUACCAACUACCCGGCAAUCGUAUGCACGAGGCCCAGACGCUCACCAAUCUCUUCACCACGAAUAUCCUCGAGAAAAUCAGCGAGGAAGAGGGCAAAAUCCUACAAGAGCUACAAUACGUGGUCUACCGAUUUUUGCGGGCGAACGUGACGGCUGCCAGCUACAGCGGAGAGGGAGCCAACGAUGGUGGCUUUAUUCAGACCGAAUCACCUCAAUCCGACGCUGUACCUGAGCAACUCGACCUGUCCAUCGUCGUGCUGCUCGUCGGGAUGUUCGCCGGCUGCCUCGUCAUGGUCACGCUGCUUAUCGUUUGUUGGAUGAAACUGCCGAUGAAGGACGAAUUCGAGCCGGCAUCGGAGAUGACGCCCAGCCCCUCGGAGAAGCGGAAGGAGAGGCCGGAUUUCGAC